Drosophila persimilis is the source of this 825-nucleotide messenger RNA. RefSeq lists its product as uncharacterized. Lineage: Eukaryota; Metazoa; Arthropoda; Insecta; Diptera; Drosophilidae. Bases 1 to 825 code for a protein of 274 amino acids. The record is from RefSeq and is a predicted model, not a curated record. The transcript has 5 exons. Gene Ontology annotation, biological process: cell surface receptor signaling pathway via JAK-STAT; embryonic development via the syncytial blastoderm.
AUGGAUGACGCCGAAAGAGGCGGUGGCGGUCUUCUACUUCUACUGCCGCCGCCGCCGCCUCGGGGCGAUGCUGGGUCCGAGGAUGGGGCUGUGGACGCCACAGACGCCGACACCGCCGAUAAUGAUGAAGGUGUUGGCGAUGAUGAUGCUGAUGACGCGAAUGAACCAAAGCCCAACUCUGCUGUUGCUCCUCCCCGGACGACAGCUGCUUGCCCAAUCGACCUCAGCAGCAGCAGCGACAGCCGAAAGAGCAAAACGGCCAACACGCGUGAAAGAGAAGCAACGCUCGGGGAGAGCAGAAGUCGUCUCCAUAGAAUCGGCUCGCUGCUGACACUCGCCGUGCUCAUGUACCAGUUGCAGCAGUUCGCCCACCCCGGCAGCGGUGGCAUCGAAGCCGCCCCAACCCCUUCGCCAUUGCUCAAUGCCACAUACCUUGCCCCACCACCAGACUUGCUUAAGCGCCUCCAAAAGCGGCACAAUCUUGGCAAUUUUCGGCAGCGCUUCCAGAGGGAGCUCAACGGCAGCAUCACCCGUGUGGACUGGGAAAACACGUGCGGGGGCAACUGGACGGGACCUGAGGACUGGGUCCGUCCGGCCAAACGCUGCAAAAAGAGGCAGUUGGUUAUCCACGCUCUGCAGAACCACACCAGGAGCGAGCUGCGAAGCCUGCGGGCAGAGAACAAGGACACGGCCACCACUAAGGCCAUCGAUAUCUCGCAGCAACGCAAGUGGGCUCUCCACAGUGGAACCUACAAGUUUCUGCCACGGCUCAACGCUAGUAGUCACCAGAAAACUUUUCAUCCUCACACAUCGCACAUCUCGUAA